Molecule: messenger RNA, 3489 nt
Organism: Branchiostoma belcheri (Belcher's lancelet)
Lineage: Eukaryota; Metazoa; Chordata; Leptocardii; Amphioxiformes; Branchiostomatidae
Product: neuroligin-3-like
Exons: 13
Coding region: 100-3489 (1129 amino acids)
Source: RefSeq, a predicted model, not a curated record
CAGUAGUUGUCUGCAAACAGGCUGACCCAGCUCCACAAACGACCGCUGGGUUACUGUUGAGGGCGUGUCGACUAGGUUUAGGUCUUAACUCGGAAGGUCAUGGAGGCCGUCCAGCGAGUUCACCUGUUUCAUGUUGCAGUCAUCUGGUUGUGUGCUUCCUCUUGUGGUGUUCAAGCCAGCCAGGAUAAUGGUCCAGUAGUGACCACCGUAACUGGACAAGUCCGUGGAACCACCACCCACACAACCGACCUUCCCGACAAACCGAUCUACACUUUCCUGGGCAUCCCGUACGCAGCGCCACCUGUCGGAAAUCUCCGGUACCGCCCGCCCCAGCCUGCAGUACCGUGGGAGGGCGUCAGGGACGCUGUUGAAGUUGGCCACUUUUGUUCCCAAAAUGCCACAGCUUUCAACAAGCUGGACUUCCCUCUCAAGUGGGAAACGGAUGGCAAGACGAGCGAGGACUGUCUCACACUCAACAUCUUUACUCCAACUGUAGCAGCAGACUCCGUCUUACCGGUCUUAUUAUGGAUCCACGGAGGGGCUUUCUUCCUCGGCAUGGGUUCACCUCCCGGAUUCGAGUCUCUUGCCGCUCACCAAGACGUCGUGGUGGUCUCCAUCAACUACCGUCUGGGUGUGCUGGGUUUCCUCAGCACGGGAGACGACAACAUCCCAGGAAACUACGGAUUUCUGGACCAGAUUCGUGCCAUGGAGUGGGUGAAAGAGAACAUCCGUAACUUCGGCGGAGAUCCUGACAGAGUCACCAUAUUUGGAGAGUCAGCAGGCGGCGACAGCGUGUCCUGCCACCUCCUGUCACCCCUCAGUAAGGGUCUGUUCCAGAGAGCCAUCUCUCAGAGCGGCACCUGCCAAACCUUCCCGGUCGAACCGCAGACCAUCGCUCUGAUGGUCGGUGAAGCAGCCGGAUGCGACUUGGAGGACACUGCUGCCUUAGCGACCUGCCUGAAGGAGAUACCGCCCCAGGAGCUAUUGGACAUACACGAAUCCUUACACCAAACGGUCGGGGAGCUCCCCUUCAUGCCGAUUGUGGACGGGACCUUCCUGACGGCCGACCCGGCAGAGCUGCUGAGGAAAGGAGAAGUCAACACGGCGGAUUAUCUGCUCGGGUUCAACAACCACGAGUUCGGCUGGCUGAUGUUGUCGGACUUGACUCCAGGAGACGUCCAUGUUGGAAUGUCCCACGAGGACUUCGCGAUGGGGGUGAUGCAAGGGUUGGAAUACAAGUACCCUGGAAAUCCAAACGCAGAGAAAAUGGCGGAAGCCAUCGUCAAAGAGUACCGGGAUCCAACCACGCCUGACGACCCGUUGUCUAUCCAGUACCAGUACUCUCAGAUGUGGGGAGAUCUCCUGAUGGUCGCGCCUACCGUUUCGUUCGCUGAUCACCACGCCGCGGCUGGAGGUCGUGUCUUCCUGUACGAGAACGAGUACCGACCGUCCAUCCACCCGAACAGACCAGACUGGGUGCGGUGUGACCACUGUGACGACCUGUUCAUGGUGUGGGGACUCCCGUUUCUCAAGUUCCCGGACCCUCCCAUCGAGUACACCCGGGAAGACGAGAUGGUCAGCCUGAGCAUGAUGGCCUACUGGGCAAACUUCGCACGGACUGGCGAUCCCUCCGACUCCACCGGCGGACCCCCUGACAGCCCCUCCCUGCCGACCUGGCCUCAGUACACACCUGACAACCCGGUCUACAUGAAGCUGGACGUAGAGCCGACAACUGGCAGCAAGUACAAACCGGAGAAAAUGAAACUCUGGAACGAAGUUAUCACCCGACUAGCUGCUAAAAAAAUCCUACUCCAAUUUUAUGAAGGUGUCGCAACCGGUGAAGAUGGCGGCCUAGUUGUGACCACCGUAACUGGACAAGUCCGUGGAACAACCACCCACACAACCGACCUUCCCGACAAACCGAUCUACACUUUCCUGGGCGUCCCGUACGCAGCGCCACCUGUCGGAGAUCUCCGGUACCGCCCGCCCCAGCCUGCAGUACCGUGGGAGGGCGUCAGGGACGCUGUGGAAUAUGGGUCUUACUGUCCGCAAAACCUUCUGUAUUUUAACAUGAUUGACUUUCCUAUAAAACUCGGAAUGAACAUGACCAUGAGCGAGGACUGUCUGACUCUCAACAUCUACACUCCAACUGUGAAAACAGACGUGGCUUUACCGGUCCUUCUGUGGAUCCAUGGCGGCGCUUUGUCUGUCGGCAUGGGGGCUUUUCCCGGAUUCGAGUCUCUAGCCGCUCACCAAGACGUCGUUGUGGUCUCCAUUAACUACCGUCUGGGUGUGCUGGGUUUCCUCAGCACCGGAGACGACAACAUGCCAGGAAACUACGGAUUCCUGGAUCAGGUCCGUGCUAUGGAAUGGGUGAGGGAGAACAUCCGGAACUUCGGUGGAGAUCCAGGAAGAGUCACCAUAUUUGGAGACUCGGCAGGCGGAGUGAGCGUGUCCUACCACCUUCUCUCCCCCCUUAGUAAUGGACUGUUCCGGAGAGCCAUCUCGCAGAGCGGCGUGUACAAAACAAUGCCUGUCAACCCACAGCCUCUUCAGAUGACUAAGAUGUUGGCAGAAGCCGCCGCUUGCAAUACUAAGGACACGUCAACCAUUACAACCUGUCUGAAAAAGAAGACAGUUGAAGAGCUUUUGGAAAAGGUGGCGCCCAUACAGCAGAUGUUGGGCUUACUAACAUUUCUACCAGUUGUAGAUGGGGUAUUCUUAAAGUCUGACCCUACUGACCAGACGCAGACAGGAGAAGGUUCUGAAGUAAACCCGGCAGAGUAUCUACUUGGAGUAAACAACCACGUGUUCGGGUGGAUCAUGCUACCGACGACUCAAAGGGAUCCUCUUGUUGGGAGUUCUAAAGAGGAGUUUAUCAAUUUUGUGAAGGCGGUAACUUUGAUGUCUUAUCAGGGUAAUCAAAACUUGGACAAAAUGGCGGACACCAUCGUCGCUGACUAUCGGCACCCGACUACGCCCGAAGACCCGAUGUCGAUCCUGUACCAGCUGUCACAUGCGUUUGGAGACUUCAUGUUCGUGGGGCCAACAGUUCUGGCGGCUGACAAACAUGCUGCCAAUGGAGGCCGUAUCUUCCUGUACGAGAACGAGUACCGACCUUCCAUCCACCCGAACAGACCAGACUGGGUGGGGUGUGACCAUAUGGAUGACCUGUUCAUGGUCCUGGGACUACCGUUUGUGGACGUCCCUGGAACACCCAUAGACUACUCCAAGACAGACGAGCACGUCAGCCUGAGCAUGAUGGCGUACUGGGCAAACUUCGCACGGACUGGCGAUCCCUCCGACUCCACCGGCGGACCCCCUGACAGCCCCUCCCUGCCGACCUGGCCUCAGUACACACCUGACAACCCGGUCUACAUGAAGCUGGACGUGGUGCCGACCACUGGAGUCGGACUCAAAACGGAGAAAGUAAAACUUUGGAACGAGAUCGUCCCCAAACUAGCUGCUGUGAAGAAAGAUGAACUUUGA